Molecule: messenger RNA, 1200 nt
Organism: Rotaria sordida
Lineage: Eukaryota; Metazoa; Rotifera; Eurotatoria; Philodinida; Philodinidae
Source: the annotation of a GenBank genome assembly
AUGAGCACAAUAUUCACCGAAGUUUACAAUAGACAUAAAGAUAAAGUCAAACAAAAUGUUGAUUUACUUUACUUAUUUACCAAUUGGUAUAUUGAAUCAAGAAACUUUUAUUUGUUAAUUGAUGAUAACAAAGUCAAAUUACUUGAUAAUUUGAAAAUUAAUAGUGGCGACUUUCCAGUUAAAUUAGUUGAUGAUGAAGCAUCAAAUCAAGAACCAUUGGCAUCAACUAUGAAUGAAAUACGUCGGGCUUCAACAGCAUCAGAUCAAGGAGCUUCGGUUUCUUCUUCUUACGUUAAUAUCAAAACCAAAUGGCAACAACAUGGAAUAACCAUUGCUGGAGGAAAUGGUCAAGGCAAACAAUUAAAUCAACUCUCUUCUCCUUAUGGUAUCUAUAUUGAUGAUGAUGAUCAAUGUAUUUAUAUUGCUGACUGUGAUAAUCAUCGUAUUGUUGAAUGGAAAUAUAAUGCAGAGAUUGGUCAAGUUGUUGCAGGUGGAAAUGGAUAUGGAAAUCGUAUGGAUCAAUUGAAUGGACCAACUGAUGUGAUUGUUGAUCAACAGAAUGAUUCUCUUAUCAUUUGCGAUUUAGGAAAUAGACGAGUGGUACGAUGGCCUCGUCGAAAUGGUACAAAAGGACAAACAAUCAUUUCUGAUAUUGAUUGUUAUAAUUUAACAAUGGAUAACAAUGGAGAUCUUUAUAUCUCUGACUUUGAACGACAUGAAGUGAAACGAUGGAAAAUAGGAGACACAAAUGGAACAAUUGUAGCAGGUGGAAAUGGAAAAGGAAAUCAUCUCAAUCAACUCAAUCAACCUACUUCUCUCUUCGUUGAUCAAGAUCAUUCAGUCUAUGUAUCGGAUUGUGGGAAUCAUCGUGUGAUGAAAUGGAUGAAAAGUGCAAAGGAAGGGAUUAUUGUUGCUGGUGGACAAGGUGAAGGGAAUAGUUUGGCACAAUUGUCUUAUCCUGAAGGAGUGAUUGCCGAUCAGUGGGGUCAUGUCUAUGUGGCUGACUCUUAUAAUCAUCGAAUAAUACGUUGGUUGAAAGCAUCUAAAGAAGGUCGGAUUGUCGUUGGUGGCAAUGGAAAAGGAGAAAAACCAAAUCAGUUCAAUCUUCUCAGAGGUUUAUCAAUCGAUCGUCAAGGUAAUCUCUAUGUCGUCGAUAAUUCGAAUCAUCGAGUACAAAAAUUUGAAACUGAUUUAAAUUGA